AUGGAGAACGGAGAAAGACCUGCAAAGAAAGUGAGGUUUUCAACCCACCAGGUCAAUGAAAUGGCCAGGGGAGGUACAUCUGCUACAGCAGAACAUUUUCAAGCUGAGGACAGGGUGAAGAAGCACACUUUGGACAGUGAUGAGGAGGAUAACGACUAUGAUCCCAAACCCAUGGACUCUAAAAAGGUAUAUUUUCUGCUUUCUUUGUUUGAUUUUAAGUUUAUAUUUGAGAUUUUCGGUAUCAGAAGGGAGUUUAAUAUCACAAGGAGAAUUUAGAAUGCUUUCAUUCUAUAGUUGUGUAAAAUUAGGUUUUUAGGUAGAAGGGCAAGAAGCUGCAACGUUAGAAUACGAUGGAGACAUUAAGAUCAUGCCAUUCAACAUGAAAGAAGAUCUUGAGGAAGGUUAUAUUGAUGAAGAUGGAGCAUAUGUACAUAAGAAGGACAAGGAGGAGAUUCAUGAUCAAUGGUUGGACAGUGUUGAUUGGGAUAGUGUUAAGCAAAAGGCUGGUGAUCAAUGGCACAAUAUUGUAGGUUUUUUAAAAGGGAUUUAAGGGGACUUAACUCGUCAUUUUCACUUUAGAUAUUAAAGAUUUUUUAUUUUUUAUGGAAAUUUAAAGUUUAUAGCCAAAAUAUAAUUGUUAUCUUCCUAUUUUUAGGUAUAUUUAUAUAUCAACAUUAAUUUUUUUAGGAAGACGAUGAAGAUGACGACGAAGCGCCAAAGAUUGAUGGUAUUGCAGCUUGUGAAAAGGUACUAGAAUAUCUGGAAACAGACGAAUCUACAGCGGCAACGGUCUUGAAGAAGAUAAAUUCGGAGAAAAGUACGCUUAAAUUUAUAUAGUUAAUGAUUUUAGGUGUUAAAAUCUUUAAUUGUAUUUUUACAUAAUAUGUUUUCUUUAAUAGUUCUCUUUAUAUUUUAGGUAAUAAAUCAGAAUAUAUUUUCUUUAGAUUUGUCAGCAGCAGAAGAACGAAAACUCAGAUGGGCGGCAAAGAAAGCUGGCAAGGAGUUUAAAAAUGAAAAGUCUGAAGAAGCCAAAGCCCUAACUGGUGCUAUUGACGAUCUGAUCUCAUUGGGACACAUGGAAGCCUACUCUUUCAAUAAAGCUCAAAUCAUAGAAAUUCUAGAAGACCUCGAACGGAAAGUAAGGCUGGAAAGAAGGAAACGUCAAGCUGAAGAUGAAAAGAAGCAGAGUGAAGUUCAGGAGAAGAAGUUAAAGGUCAGUAACGAGUUACUGGCAGAUCUGCAGUCAGCUUUUGAUGAUGAUGAAGAAGAAGAAGGUGAAGAUGCUCAAGAAAACACAAAUGAAGCCGAAGUCUAA
Molecule: messenger RNA, 1315 nt
Organism: Bursaphelenchus okinawaensis
Lineage: Eukaryota; Metazoa; Nematoda; Chromadorea; Rhabditida; Aphelenchoididae
Source: the annotation of a GenBank genome assembly